CCACUGAACUGAUCUCUGCGCGCUGGGAAAAGCCCCGUAAUCUUAAAGCAAUGGUUUGGCGCCUAUUCUCGAUCAAGAACCGAUUUCUGACUCUACGAACCCUAAUCCCCUCCAUCUCUGCUACAUCACAUUCGAAUCCACUUCAAAACCCUAGUCUUAACUCUCUGCAAAACCUGUUCACACCCUACCUUCACCACUCCUGCUCGUCUUUCUCCACCUCGUUCAUCAGUACAAAAACGAAGAAGAAGAAGAAACGAAAGAAGAAAGAGAGCGCGAGAACGAAACUUGUCCAACACGAAUCCAACCGUGUUCAACAUUUCGAAGAAAUCGUCCAGCGCGACGCUUUCUUUCGUUUCCUUACUAAAAGUAAAGAGUUUCUCUCCAAGCAGCCCGAACAUGUCCUCCGCCUCGAUGACGCUGGUAAGCUCUACCAUGAAUUAGGGUUCCCAAGGGGUCGAAAGGUUGUUCGAUCGAUAGAACGUCAUCCACUUAUCUUUCAGACUUAUCGCCAUACCGACGGUAAGAUGUGGUUUGGUUUCACUGAUUUAAUGGAGGACUUGCUCGAAGAGGAGAGGUCUAUUAUGAACGAAAUGGAGAAAGAUAGAGUUACUAAAGUCCGUAAGCUGCUCAUGAUGUCGGCACAGAAACGAAUUCCGCUUAGUAAGAUUUACCAUUGUCGGCUUUUAUUCGGCAUCCCGGAAGAUUUUAGAGACCGCGUUUGUAAGUAUCCAGAAUUUUUCAGGAUAGUAAUUGGGAACGAUGGCAAGCGAAUACUCGAGCUUCUGAAUUGGGAUCCCUCAUUGGCUGUGAGUGCACUCGAGCGGCAGUUUGUGGUGGAUGAGGAUCGCGUGAAAAAGGCAUUUAAAUUUCCAGUCAGCCAUGGAAAAUCGUUGGACCUGGAUGAGGAUGAUGCUAGGAAAUUGAACUUGCUUAACACACUUCCGCUUGUGUCACCCUAUUCGGAUGGUUCAAAAUUGAGCCUUUGGACAUUGGAAGCUGAGAAGUACAGGGUUGGGAUUUUGCAUGAAUUUUUGAGCUUGACAUUGGAGAAGAGGGCUUCUAUACAUCAUAUUGUUGAGUUCAAGGAGGAGCUAAGUCUUACAAAACACACUUAUCAGAUGCUUCUGAAGCAGCCCAACGCAUUUUAUCUGGCUGGUACUGAGAUGAACUGGGCUGUAUUCUUGAGAGAUGGCUACAACGAAAGUGGGGUUUUGAUUGAAAAAGACCCACAGGUUGUCUUCAAUGAGAAGCUUUAUAGAUAUGCUCUCAUGAAAGAAAUGGAAUCAUAAUAUCAAGAUGGAUUUGCUAUUUGUUAGAGAUUGACUGCUGGAAGAUAUGAUGUAGCUAAUUGAUUUGUGUAAGUCAGAGUACAUUUAGUGAAAUUUGUUCGGACACAUAUAGUUUUGUAACAAAACGGUUUUGAGCUUUAGCAAUGAAAAUACACUAAAGCAGUAUGUGGGGUCAAGAUGAAGAUUGGGUGGAUCUGAACCAGCAUUCCUGUUUACAUGGUUCAGGUAUUCUGCCUCAAUUGCUGACUUCUCCAUCCUGUUAUUAUUGGGGAAAUUGUCUCCACUUAUUUUCUGCUCUAAUAGGAACUUGCAGUCAUGCUUAUUUUUUUUAUUGCUCGAGUCAUUAAUUUAUUCGAAGGUACGUUCCUUUUCAGGAAUUAUUUUUCAA
Molecule: messenger RNA, 1677 nt
Organism: Nelumbo nucifera (sacred lotus)
Lineage: Eukaryota; Viridiplantae; Streptophyta; Magnoliopsida; Proteales; Nelumbonaceae
Product: Ubiquitin carboxyl-terminal hydrolase family protein
Molecular function (GO): RNA binding
Source: RefSeq, a predicted model, not a curated record